This is a messenger RNA of Spea bombifrons (plains spadefoot toad), 1340 nucleotides long. RefSeq names its product inhibin subunit alpha (gene INHA). Gene Ontology annotation, cellular component: extracellular region. Gene Ontology annotation, biological process: SMAD protein signal transduction. Bases 1 to 1281 code for a protein of 426 amino acids. Gene Ontology annotation, molecular function: growth factor activity; cytokine activity. The record is from RefSeq and is a predicted model, not a curated record. The transcript has 2 exons. Lineage: Eukaryota; Metazoa; Chordata; Amphibia; Anura; Pelobatidae.
AUGACAGAAGAAGCCGGUGAAAAGACAAGCAGCGAGCUGCCUACGAACUAUAACCUGAGAAUGUUCCUCCUAUGCGUGGCAUUGUUCGUUUUGGUGGCAUUAAACUGCCCCAGCGCAGGGCAGACCUGUGAGAUUCCGGAAGGCGAUCGCCUCUUCAUUCUGACCAGGAUCAAGGCAAAGAUAGUAGAGGCCCUUGGGCCACCUCCGACCCAGUCUCCACUUUCCUCGCCGGCCCCGUCCCCAAGCCCACGGGCGAAACCCGAACAAAGGAACAUACGGAAAAGACACAGCAGGGUCCGCAGCGGUGGCCUCGAGGACGUUUCCCAGGUCAUUCUGUUUCCUUCUUCAGAUGUCCUGUGCGAGACGCCACAUUUCAAUGCUUCUCAAGAAGGACUUGCCAACAGUUUCACUUACGUCUUUCGUCCCUCUCCUCAUAUCCUGAGCCGUAAAGUUGUAUCAGUUCAGCUCUGGUUUUACACUGGAAGCGUUGACCUCGGCUUGUCCCAGAGCUUGCCUGAUGAGGAGCGGCUGGAUCGCGUCCCGCUUCACCCCACGCCACCAGCCCAAAACACAGGACAUGAGUACCAACCACCAUCAAGGGAAUCGCCUAGCCAUUCCGAACACCAUAUCAGUGAUACUGCCACCUCUUCUUUUAAUAGCACUGAUGAUGAAGAUGAUGAUGAUGACAAUGAUGAUGCUCAGCACCCACCGGUUGACCUCCAGGUACUGUCAGGCGAUAAAGCGGUGACUGUAGCAACACCCAAGGUGGAAAGAGUUGAUGACUGGACUGUUUUCUACCUGGCUCCAGCUUUUCAGAACUACCUGACCCAGGGCCUAUUUGUACUGCUGGUCCAUUGCCCUACAUGCCCGUGUACCAACCAGCCUGAAUUUACCCCAUUCCUUACCUACAGCACACGCCCUGCCCAUCGGAGUCGAAGGUCUAGGGUUCCCUGGUCACCCUCUGCUCUGGAGCUGCUGCAACGUCCUCCAGUAUCAGGAGUUGACAGCACCCAAUGCCACCGUGGCUCACUCAACAUAUCUUUUGGGGAGCUCGGGUGGGAUCAGUGGAUCGUUCACCCUGGCAGCUUCCAAUUCCACUACUGCCAUGGCACCUGUUCUCCUAACCACAGCUUGACCCAAGCAAUGCACUGGGGUUACUGUUGUGCUUCAUUGCCCAGCACCAUGAAGUCAUUAUGGGUGACCACCACGACAGAUGGCGGCUUCUCCUACAGAUACGAGACUGUACCCAACCUGUUGACUCAAGACUGCGCCUGUAGUUAAAACCACUUCUAUGAGCUCAUAUUUAAGACCUCUUCGCAAUAUCAAGAAAGUCCUCCUCA